AUGCCGAGUGCUUGGAGCACGCACGUGACGAAAGAGGGUCGGACGUACUACUACAACCGCAGCACGAAGCAGAGCGCAUGGGAGAAACCGGAGAGCGCCGAUGAAGAAGAGACUGGCGCUUCUGCUGCAGCUGCGGUGACAUCGUCGACAGCUUCAGUAGCUGCUGGCGAGUGGGAGGAGCUCUGGGACCCCAAGAACGCGCGUGCGUACUACUACAAUCGCACGAUCCGGAAGACACAGUGGCAGCGGCCAGAAGGUGUGAAGAUCAAGUCGUAUACAGCAGCUGCUGCAGUGAAAGAGAAGCGGCAUGAGAAACACCGCACUCACAAGAGCAAGAAGAACGACAGCGAGGUCGCAGGUGCUCAAACGGACAACGGGAUGAUCGAUAGCAAGACGUUGCUAAUAGAUGCAGAAGAGAACGCCACUACGAGCGGAGGCCGGACGAAUCCGGGGCACAGUGUGGACGCUGGUAAGAGUGUCGAGGCGACACCGCACUUGAAAAAGAGAAAGAGAAAGUCCAAGCGAGAAAAAGUAGAGCCAGUGGCUGUUGAAGGUCAACAGAGCCGACGUCGACAGCUCGAGGAGCGGCUUAUUAUUUGUGAUGACGAAGAGGUGGAUACUGAUCGGGUCAACGACAUUGAGGAAAAGGAUACGGAAGAUGGCAAGGAAGCUACGAGAUUGCUGCAGGAGCUGUCCAAGACAGAUGCUAUAAUGGAAGUCAACGUGCUGUCGGUGAUCAACAGCUUUUUAAGAGCUCAUACAGAGUCGAAUGGACCUGAGAUUUUAGUGGAAAAGCUAUCGUCGUCGUACCGGGGUCAUGCGCAGAUGAUCGGGCUCGUGGCGUCCUGGUUGGACACGCUGCCUGUUCCGACGACAGCGCUAGAGAACAAGAUGACGUUCGAUGUUAAUGAAGGGGCAGUAGUUGCGCAUAGGGGUGCAUCAUGGGAUCCAGCCGAGGAGAUCUUGUACAGUCACUUGAAAGACGUGAUGAACGAGAAUUACGACCCGAAGCUCGUGUCAAACGUGCUAAGUGGGUCAGUAGUCGAACCCGAGUGGUUGACGCAGAUGCUGAACGAUCGCAAGUGGAGGCUGAUGCUCAUUGAACUAGCGGAAACACACAAGACUUGUACCUUACUGCAGUAUGCAAUUCGACGAAUUUCGGAAGCAGGCCAUCACAAAGAAAUCGCGUCAAUUACGAGUGCGAACGCAUUUUUUCCAGUGUUUAGCGGCGUGCUAGUGGAUGCGCUCAGUCGGAUUCCAUUUGCCGACGAAGAGGAGGUGGCGGAAGAUAUCGCUGCCCUAAAUAAGAUUUGCUGCCAGUCUUCGCACUCGUAUGUUUACGCUCAGGAGCUUCUGUGCUCUAUGGAUGACAAGCUGUUUUCAAUACAGAAGGGUGUCAAUGCUGAGAGUCCAGAGUACUCACGUAUUCGUGUGGUGCGCUUCAAGCUAAAUCGUGUGCGUACUGAGCUUCAAAAGACUGCGAAUAGCAGGUUUGGAGAAAAAAGUGUUCCGUUCCACAUCUUGCGCCGUCGAUACAUUUACGAGGCAAACCCAAAGUUUUGUGACGCGAUCUUGUCGAUCAUCAAGACGAAGAAAUGCUCGGAACUGAGUGCAGAGGCUCUGGUAAAGGAGUACCAGACGUCCGAUACUCCGCCUCCGGUUGCCCAUCUUCGAGACCCUAUGGUUCUAUCAAGUUUGCUUGAUCGACUGUUCAACCCGUCCGUCUUGACUUCACCGGCAUUUGUGCAAAAGUGUGUGUUCCUCGUAGCAUAUGCAGCAUCUACGAGAGACGAACGGAGCUUACUGCAAACUGAAGUCAAGGAACCAUCUGAUCAUGUAGAAGUCGAUGAUGCCUGCCUUGAUUUAACGAAGAAAGCGCUCGUUGAAGCCUCAGCGAUAUGCAAGUCUGACCACACCCUUGGAUAUAAUAUGAACCAGUCGGGAGUGGUGGACAAGCUAAUCUCGGUGAUGUCCGUGCCUGUUGUGUCAAUGGGCGUGUUACACUGGCUGGAAGUAAUCCUGACGUCGCCCGGGUUCUUCAGUAGCACGCCUUUGCACAUAUGCUUCCCCAGCUUACUCCGGAUACUAAAGGCAUCCAUUAAGCUCCACGUUGCACAAUGGCCAAUUUCCUUUAGUGUGCUUGUGACAUUGCUUCGGUUACAUCCUGAGAAUAAUCCGGUGAAGGCACUGGAGCUGAAGCGGGAAACCCUUCGGUGCAUGGUAUUCAUGAUUACGAGUGGUUACGUGCUGCCAGUGUUGGAGUUCGUGUAUGCCAACACGUUGGAACUCGACCAGGCAUUGCUCCGGAAUUUCAUUUCGAUGCUGUUCGCGCGAAUUGCGCCGCCGUUCUCGCCAAAGUUCUCGGCGGCGCUGACAAAAAUUUUGACGCACCCGAAAGUGCAGACUGCGAUAAAGUUAUGCCCAGUUGAGAGCAAGGCAAAGUUGCAGAGCUUUGUGGACUAUUGUAAGAAAAAUCCGAGCGUGCUGACGUCGGAGCAGUUGCAUUCACUGGCCGUCAUCCAGGAAGGACGGGACUAA
This is a messenger RNA of Peronospora matthiolae, 2538 nucleotides long. Lineage: Eukaryota; Oomycota; Peronosporomycetes; Peronosporales; Peronosporaceae. The record is from the annotation of a GenBank genome assembly.